GUUUCUAAUGAUAUCAAUAGUAAAUAGAAAAACAUUAACUGUCAUUAUCCUUAAUAAAAUAUAAUAAAUAAUAAAUAUACUUUUUAAUUCAGUUUAUUUUUACUGAGUGGUAUUUUGUGCAGUACAUUUACUGACAGUCAAUUUACAUACUGACAACAUGACAUGUCCCUGAUAUGGACUAAGUUAAACUAUACCAUAAAUGAUACAUACCAUAUAACAGUGAACAGUGCAAAAUAAUUUAUUUUGUUCUUAUACAUGGAUAAGGGACAUUAUAUGUUUUUUCUAUUAUUCAUUAUUAAUCUUUGGAUUUUGGGUUAUUCUAGCACCUGAGAAAUUCUUGAGAAUCUCAAAACUGUGUAUGAUAUAGUGUUACAUAAACACAGAUGACUCAAAGUUUUAGCACUUUGAGACUUCUUUGAAAUGUAAAGAGCAUUACAAAUAAAAUGUAUUAUUAUUAUUAUUAUUAUUAUUAUUAUUAUAAACAGAAAUUAUAAUUUGUAUACAAUUAUUAAAUAUAAGUAAUAAGUAAUAUGGUGUUGUUCCUCAUUUACAGACUGCAGUAAUAAUUUUAUCAACACUGACAAGGUACUUUGAAUACUGAAGAGCUUUUCUGUCAGAGUAAGUAAAAACAAACAAAAAAAAGGGUUGUGAAUAUUACUUGAAAAGCAGAUAUGCAGAUAUGUCAUCUGUUUGGUCCAAGAGGCGUAGAAUUUGUAAGCUUGUUCAAGAAGCAGAAAGAGAUAUUGCACAGCAUUUUGAAUACACUCAAAUGCCCAGUUCAGCCUCUCCUUUAGAUCAAAAUGCAAAUCAUAGUCUCUCUGGUGAAACCCAGAAGGAACAUCCUUCCCCAGUCUCUCCUUUGUCUCAUGGUAGUGUUUGUUCUGGUAGUUUAGAAUACCAUGUUUGUAGAGAUUCCAACAGGAGAAUUCCAGAUUCUCAAAGUGUGCUUCAUGGGAUUUCUGUGUCUCCUGGAUGUGUCAGUUCUCCUGGAAGUGACAGUUCUGACUCUGAUUGUUGUGACAAUGAGUCAAAUGAGUCCAUGCUCCUCCACCAGUUAAAAGACUGGGCUACUACGUUCUCCAUUUCAUUGGUAGGACUCACUGCACUCCUGAACCUGCUCAGGAUGUAUCAUCCACAUUUACCUAGAGAUGGAAGAACAUUGCUUGGCACGCAGUCACAUGUAGCCACAAGAAAGGUAGGAAAUGGUGAAUACUACCAUUUUGGGUUGGAGCAAGGUAUACACCAGAAACUGAAAAGUCUCAAAAUCCAAAGCAGUCUACAAGGACUAAAACUACAGUUCAACAUUGAUGGUCUACCACUUUUCAGAAGCUCAAGAACCCAACUUUGGCCUAUUCUUUGUCUAGCUGAUUGUGAUUACUCCAAGUCUCCCUUUCUGGUGGGAUUGUACUGCGGAGUAACUAAGCCUGCAAGUGUUUUUGACUAUCUGGCUGACUUUGUGAAGGACUUGACAAAUGUGCUGGAGCAUGGCAUUGACUACAAUGGUAAACAGCUUGAAGUUUCAGUGUCAGCUUUUGUCUGUGACGCCCCAGCCAGAGCCUUUGUAAAGAACAUCAAGUCACAUAAUGGCUAUUCUGGAUGUGACAAGUGCAUGCAGGUGGGCAAAUGGCAUAAUAAAAUGACAUACCCGGAAACCAAUGCCAGACCAAGGACUGACUCCAAUUUCUGUGCUAUGGCUGAUGAAGAACAUCAUUUGGAAGGGAAACUUGGCCCUUUGACAGGAAUUGUAAAGAUGGUGUCCCAGUUUCCACUCGACUAUAUGCACCUGUGCUGUCUCGGGGUUAUGAGAAAACUUCUGCUUUUCUGGCUAAAAGGAAAAAAACUGGCGACCCGGCUUCCUUCAAAAACUGUUGGCUUGGUGUCCAAAAAUCUGCUAAAUCAACGGCCUUAUACACCCUCUGAAUUCUCUAGGAAACCAAGAGAGUUGACAGAAAUUGAUCGCUGGAAAGCAACAGAAUUACGCCAAUUCAUGAUUUAUACUGGUCCAGUGGUGCUUAAGAACUGCAUGCCACAGGAAGUAUAUGACAACUUCAUGCUUUUCUCUGUUGCCAUGUUUUUGCUCCUGACUCCAGACAUUUCCGAAGAAAAGUUGUGCUUCGCUGGCAACAUACUUGUGUGUUUUGUUAGACACUUUGGGGAGCUGUAUGGAAAGGAAGAGAUUGUUUUUAAUGUGCACCAGCUUGUCCACCUUGCAGAUGAAUACCGAAGAUUUGGGGCCUUGGACAAUGUUUCAGCCUUUCCCUUUGAAAACUGUUUGGGAAGAAUCAAGAAACUUGUAAGGAAGCCACACCAACCACUACAACAAGUAGUUAAAAGAUUAUCAGAAAUGCCAACAGCAUUGGUGCCCAUACCAACAUGCUCUGUAUCUUUACAACAUAAGCACCAUAAUGGACCUCUGCCUCCACAGUUUGGUACAGCUGACCAAUUUAACAAAAUUACCUGGAAUGAGUGCACCAUUUCCACAGAGCCAGGUGACAACUGCAUAGAGGUCGGCCAUGAAAUAGCUGUGGUCAAAAACAUAGUGAGGGCAGAAGAUGUCACGUAUGUCAUCUAUCAAACAUUCAAACAUAAGGAGAACAGCUUUUUGUACCCUUGUGCAUCAUCUUACAUUGGUUCUUAUCAAGUAUCUGGGCUGCACAGCAAUCUAGGAGUCUGUAGAGUUGAGCAUAUACAAAGAAAGUGUGCACUCUACAAAGACAGGGAUAGUUUUAUAGUCAUUCCACUUGCUCACAUGUUUGUUUAGAUUAAGGCUAGUGAGGAUCAGAGGUGCAUGUGCACAAAGGAAAGAAACAACUUGCUAAUGCAAUGGUGAAGAUGCGAUGAAGAACUUAAAAACAAAGAGAACAGACGGAAACAUUAACUAGUGAUACAGACAAACAGAAAAGAAACACAGACAAGGAAAAGCAGAAUCAUCACAGACAGGAAAUAAACAUGGACAAAGACAUGCAGAAUUGGACAGAGUAGGACAUUAAGAAAUGGUACAAUUGGAAACAAGUAGGAAAAUAGAAAAGAACCAACAUGCAAAUGAAACCUCACUAAAGCACUCAAAAACAAGAGAGCAGACAGACAUGUGAAGAACAGUCACAGACAAGCAGAAUUAGAAAACCAGAUAAGGAAGAGCACAAUUAGAAACACACAGGAUAGAGACAGACAAAGAAGAGUACAAGUGAAGUAAAACAAACAAGAACGAGACAGACAAAUAAAAACAGAUGUGUCGCAGACAAACAGGAAAGAAAAACAUACAAAGAAGGACACAAUUAUCGCAGACAAACAGGAAAGAAAAACAUACAAAGAAGGACACAAUUGUCACAGACAAACAGGAAAGAAAGACGGACAAAGAGGAGAAGAGAUGCCGCAGAACCACAGAAAAGAAGAAUUGUCACAAACAGGAAAGAAACAACCAAAGAAGGACACAACUGUCACAGACAAACAGGAAAGAAAGAUGGACAAAGAAGAGCAGAGUUGCCUCAGAACAACAGAAAAGCAGAAUUGUCACAAACAGGAAAGAAAAACAUACAAAGAAGGACACAAUUGUCACGGACAAACAGGAAAGAAAGACGGACAAAGAGGAGAAGAGAUGCCGCAGAACCACAUAAAAGCAGAAUCGUCACAAACAGGUGAGAAAAACAUACAAAGAAGGACACAAUUGUUACAGACAAACAGGAAAGAAAGACGGACAAAGAAGAGCAGAGAUGCUGCAGAACCACAGAAAAGCAGAAUUGUCACAAACAGGAAAGAAAAACGGCCAAAGAAGGACACAAUUGUCACAGACAAACAGGAAAGAAAGGUGGACAAAGAAGAGCAGAGUUGCCUCAGAACAACAGAAAAGCAGAAUUGUCACAAACAGGAAAGAAAAACAUACAAAGAAGGACACAAUUGUUACAGACAAACAGGAAAGAAAGACGGACAAAGAAGAGCAGAGAUGCUGCAGAACCACAGAAAAGAAGAAUUGUCACGAACAGGAAAGAAAAACAUUCAAAGAAGGACACAAUUGUUACAGACAAACAGGAAAGAAAGACGGACAAAGAAGAGCAGAGAUGCUGCAGAACCACAGAAAAGAAGAAUUGUCACGAACAGGAAAGAAAAACAUUCAAAGAAGGACACAAUUGUCACAGACAAACAGGAAAGAAAGACGGACAAAGAGGAGAAGAGAUGCCGCAGAACCACAUAAAAGCAGAAUAGUCACAAACAGGUGAGAAAAACAUACAAAGAAGGAAACAAUUGUCACAGACAAACAGGAAAGAAAGACGGACAAAGAAGAGCAGAGAUGCUGCAGAACCACAGAAAAGCAGAAUUGUCACAAACAGGAAAGAAAAGAACAGAUAAACAAAUAAACAUGAAAGAGACCCCAGAAGAGAAACAAGCCUAUUAAAAAUAUAACAAAAACAAACAGUAAAGAAGAAAAGCAACAACAAAAACAUUAUUGAAGCACCUAACAAAGAGAUCAGACAUAAGUAGUUUUAUAUGUUUUUUUAUAUUGUUCAAACUCUGUUCUUCAGUAUCCAAAGAUCAAUAAAAUCAAUCAAUAAAAAAACAAUAACAUAAGAAGCUUUUCACAUAAUAUUUUUAAACAAAAAUUGCUAAAAAUGUUUUGUUUCACAU
Messenger RNA from Astyanax mexicanus (Mexican tetra), 4620 nucleotides. RefSeq lists its product as uncharacterized. Bases 680 to 2761 code for a protein of 693 amino acids. NCBI's taxonomy places the organism in Eukaryota, Metazoa, Chordata, Actinopteri, Characiformes, Acestrorhamphidae. The transcript has 2 exons. The record is from RefSeq and is a predicted model, not a curated record.